Molecule: messenger RNA, 415 nt
Organism: Solanum verrucosum
Lineage: Eukaryota; Viridiplantae; Streptophyta; Magnoliopsida; Solanales; Solanaceae
Product: cysteine proteinase inhibitor 1-like
Exons: 1
Coding region: 32-394 (120 amino acids)
Molecular function (GO): cysteine-type endopeptidase inhibitor activity
Source: RefSeq, a predicted model, not a curated record
CAUUUUUCACUCUCAAAAAUAAUAAAUAAAAAUGGCCAUCAAAUUAUUUUCUGUUUUCUCCUUGACUCUUUCAAUUAUCUUAAUUUCUUCAAUUUUCUUCCAUUUCUCCGCCGCAUUGGGUGGUGCAGUUGGUGGUUGGACCCCGUUAAAUGACGUAAAUACCCCUGAAGUGGUUGCGAUAGGACAAUUCGCGGUGAAUGAGCACAAUAAAGAGGCAGGGACAAAAUUGGAAUUUCAAAGUAUUACUAAAGGAGAAAGUCAAGUCGUUGCCGGAAUAAAUUAUCGACUUGUAAUUAACGCUAAAGAUGGAGGUCAUGUUCGUAAAUAUUUGGUGGUUGUAUGGGAUAAACCAUGGGAGAAAAUUAAGAAACUUACUUCCUUCAAACAAAUGUAAGUGUUGGUUAUGAAUUAUGAU